Molecule: messenger RNA, 399 nt
Organism: Solanum tuberosum (potato)
Lineage: Eukaryota; Viridiplantae; Streptophyta; Magnoliopsida; Solanales; Solanaceae
Product: copper transporter 4
Exons: 1
Coding region: 1-399 (132 amino acids)
Biological process (GO): copper ion transmembrane transport
Cellular component (GO): plasma membrane
Molecular function (GO): copper ion transmembrane transporter activity
Source: RefSeq, a predicted model, not a curated record
AUGGCGUGGACUAACUCAAACGAAACAACUCAUAUUCACCCAAGAACUCAUCAUCUCUUUCACUUAUCAUUCUAUUGGGGCAGAAAUACUCUCUUUCUUUUCCCAAAUUGGCCUGGAAAUAGCAGAGGAAUGUACGGUUUGGGUUUGAUUUUUGUCUUUGUUUUGGCUAUUCUUGUUGAGUUUUUCUCAAAUUUGAAGUUGGUUAAACCGGGUUCGAACCGGGCUGCAGCGGUUUUCUUCCAAGCUGGAGUACAAGCGGUUCGAGCCGGGUUUGCUUAUAUGGUUAUGCUUGCUGUUAUGUCUUACAAUGGUGGAGUUUUUCUUGCGGCAAUUUUGGGCCAUGCGGUUGGUUACGUUGUUUUUCGAAGCCCAAUUUUCAAUAAAGAUAUGGAUAGAUGA